Molecule: messenger RNA, 2339 nt
Organism: Brachypodium distachyon (stiff brome)
Lineage: Eukaryota; Viridiplantae; Streptophyta; Magnoliopsida; Poales; Poaceae
Product: transcription initiation factor TFIID subunit 4
Exons: 6
Coding region: 162-1826 (554 amino acids)
Molecular function (GO): mRNA binding; translation initiation factor activity
Source: RefSeq, a predicted model, not a curated record
UCGAGCGCCAAAGCGCAGAAAUCCCAAUCCAACCCAACACUCCCUGCCACCGGAAGCGCUACACAAACUAACAACACCUGGAAAAGCUGGAGGCAUCAGGCCCCGAUCCCUUUGGAGCCCGUCCAUCUCCGUCGCCGACGGGCUCGACGGCGGCCGCGGCCAUGUCGAAGAAGAAGCCGGUGACGACGAUGACGCUCAAGGAUUUCCACGGCGGCUUCAUCCCAUCCGAGCUCCCUCUCCCCUCCGCCCCUGGCGUCUCUGCACGACCACCGGACCGCCCCACGGCCGCCCCGUCCCCCUCCUCGGCUGUACCCGCCCGCCCCCGCACUCCUGCGGCUUCCUCCGCCGCCGCCGCCGCGGCUGUCGCGGUCCCUUCCUUCCUCACCAAUCCCUCCCGCAUCGGCCGCCACUUCGACGAGGACGAGCGUACGCCCUUCGAGGCCGUCACGCCUCGCCGCCCGGCUCCGUCGCCCUCGUCCUUCGCCUCCGCGCAGCCGGUGGGCGCCGCUAGAUCCGGGCCCGGGAACGCCUGGGGUGCGCGGAGGGAGGUCACUCCAGCCGCGGCGCCGGUUGUUCCCGCCGGCGGCGGCGGUCAGAUCUGGUCGCCGACAAGCAUCGCGCAGGCGAGCGCCGUCGAGAAGGUACUCUCCGGUAGGUGGCACUUGUCGAAACCCUCCUACUCACCGGCGCCUGUGUCGGCACCAGUGCUGGAGACUCAUGUGCUCCCACCCGAGAUGGAGAGGCCAAGGCCCGUUGGAGUGAGAGAGUUGAACGGUGUCAUGGAAAGGCCAGGGUCUGUUGGAGUGACUGGGCUGGACGGGAUCAUGGAGAGGCCAAGGUCGGUUGGUGUGAGAGAGCUGGACGAUGCCAUGGAGAGGCCAAGGUCAGUUGGAGUGAGAGCGCUGGACCUUACCAUGGAGAAGGGCAUGGCACCGGUGAGGCCUGCAUCGCAUGAAGGCAGGGUUGUGGAAGUGAGAGCCGAAGUGGUUCCAGAGAGGCCCAAGUUGAAGCUGCUUCCUCGUUCUAAGCCAAUUGACCCCCCUGCACCAUCUCCUACCUAUGUCGAAGAUAAGCAGGUCAGUCAGGUCCCUGUGAUUGCGAGUAUCACACAGGUUGAGUUUGUUCAUGAUGCUGAAAGCAGGGCAACGGUGGAGCGACCGCGGUUGAAUCUGAAAUCUCGCUCUAGUGCAGUGAGUCAGUCUGGUGAAAGUGCUGCAAAAGAAAGGCCAUCUGUCUUUGGCGGUGCUCGCCCCCGGGAACAAGUUCUCAGAGAACGUGGAGUAGAUGCUUUGGCAAGUGAUCUUGAGAAAACCUCUCCGGUUGGCAGGUCCAAAACUGAAUUUGCAAAGGCUGAGCACAAGGUUGAAGCUAUGCCUGCUAACACUUCAGGCGAAAAGGCUGAGAGUUAUCCAUCUGGUCAUAGAGGCCCAAGGAAUGCUGAUAGGAAAGAUUACAGGCGGGAUACAGACAGAGCGGAUGCACACAGGCCUACAAGACGUGAGGACAGUAGGAAGGUUGCUAGAGAUGUGGAGAAGGUGGCUGAACAACCGCGUCCAGAACCUGAAACCUGGAGAAAGCCAGUGGAGCCACCAAAGCCUGAGGUUACCGCACCUCGAUUUGGGAAAGCAGCGACCGCGUUGGAGCUUGCCCAGGCCUUUUCUAAGUCCAUGUCUGAUACUGUGCCGAAGAGUCGCUUGACCAGUGUUCCUAGUCCAAGAGUUCCUCCGAGCCCAGGGACUAGGGAUCAUCAGGUUGGAUUUUCAAGGCGCACUGACAACGGGGCAUUGCACUCAGGCUCUUCACAUCCAAGGAUUAAUGGUUACUGAUCCUGUGGCAAACAUACAAUAUGAUCCCGUGAUGACGUGGCUCAAAUGUCUUGGCCUUGUGGAAGCCCACUGCUUUGUUGUCAUGUUCAGUUCUAUCAUGGGGAAGUCGAACUGUUGUCUUCAACAGUUGUUCCAGCGUGGGCAAGUCAAAUUGUUGUCUUCAAAUGCAGACACAUGAGGGGUGCUAGUCUGAUUUUAGCGAACAAAGGAUCCUCUCAUAACUUUGGUGGCACAUUUCCUCUCUUGAUAACAGGGGAUGAGAAUUUAUAACUAUUUCUGUUCGUCAUCCUGCUACCUGUGAUUUAAGCUGGGGAAUAAUUGCUGGCAUUUUAGUUGGGCGUGCCUUGUAUGAUUCUGGUGUGCUUUUAAAAGAUGUUGCCAGAUUAGGAUGCUUCUGUGGCACCCUUCAGCACCCAGCAAAUGGUGAUUUCAUUGUGCUAAUUUUCAGAUUAUUUCAUUGGCACCCGUUAUUUAUGACUUGAUGCGUAAAAGAUUGUAGGAUCAAUGUCAUGA